AGCGCCGAGCAGACAGCAGGGUUACACAUGAGAGGUCCGCGGAGGAAUUAAACAAAGAGAGAACACAGAGAGGCAGAGAAAGAAAGUAACAGGUAGAGUUAGUUAGGUUUCAGUCUUACCUCAUAACUAAUUAUUACUUUUUCCACGGUGGUGAAAGAAAGCAAACAGAAACUAAGUGAGAAAACAAGCAAACAGAAAGUGCAGCUCAAGGCAGGAGAGGAAAAAGCAGAAGUAGCAAGAAAAGGAGGGAGAGACAGCAGUUAAAAAGUCAGGUCCAGGAAAUUAAUCGAGGAAGAGAAACAUAAAGUGAGUGAGGAGGAAAGUAAGAAAACAGCAGAUACUCAUUGACAGACAGGACUGGACUUAACUCCAUGGAUUCCUGACGUCAGCAAAACAAAGGAAGAAGAGCGUCAGAAAAGAGGUCACUGCGGUCCAGCAGCAGUGCAGCUUGCCUGCGCCUGUGUACUAUGCAACCGAGACAGCCGAGGUAGACAGACUCAAGCACAGACACAGCUCACAAAGACUGCCCUCUCUGUAACAACACCAUGUUGAUGAAAGAGUACCGCAUAUGUAUGCCACUUACUGUGGAUGAGUACAGGAUUGGGCAGCUUUACAUGAUCAGUAAGCACAGCUGUGAGCAGAGUGGUGGGGGAGAAGGGGUGGAGGUGGUGAGGAACGAGUCAGAUACUCACCCCCAGCACGGCCUGGGACAGCUGACCGAGAAGCGAAUCCACCUCAGCAGCAAACUGCCAUCCUGGGUGAAAGCAUUUGUCCCACGAAUCUUCUACGUGACAGAAAAGGCCUGGAACUUCUACCCAUACACCAUCACAGAAUACUCAGUGUCAUUCCUCCCCAAGUUCAGCAUCCGUAUUGAGACGAGAUUCGAGAACAACAACGGUGAUAACGACAACGUGUUUGGGGACAUGCCGACCCCAGCAGAGAAUGUGAGUUUCCUGGAUAUCCUUAGUGACCCCAUCCCUGAAAAACACCACAAAGACUCAGAGGACCUGAGUCGCUGGCAGUCAAAUAAAACUGGCCGAGGGCCUCUGGAGAAAGGCUGGAGAGACAACCACAAGCCCAUUAUGUGCUCCUAUAAGAGGGUGCAGUGCAGCUUCGAGGUGUACGGCUUACAGACCAGGACUGAGGAGUUCAUACACAAAAACAUCCGGGACAUUCUUCUGGUUGGCCAUAAGCAAGCAGUAGCAUGGCUAGACGAAUGGCACGGGAUGAGUUUGGAGGAGGUGAGAGAGUACGAGCAGACGAUGCAAGAGAAGACCAACAGCAAAGUCAAAUCCAGCCAGAACAACACAGGGCCACCGGCUGCCUCUCGUACUUCAUUCUUCCGCUCCAUCUCGGUGACAGAUGAGCGUUGCCUGAAGAAGAUGGGAGUGACGACUGUGGCCAUGUCUGACCCCUCUGCCUCCUCUGUGCCACCCAGUCCCAUGCGCCACAACUCCAACCCUGAAUGACGCCUCAAGACCAGUCACACAUACAGUUCUUACACACAGAAACCAAUGUCAACCAGAGUCAUGUGAUGCUAUUUCUCAAACACAAGCAUACAGCCACAUGUAAAUAGUGACAUUAAAGAGGUGGUAUUAUGCUCA
Molecule: messenger RNA, 1604 nt
Organism: Micropterus dolomieu (smallmouth bass)
Lineage: Eukaryota; Metazoa; Chordata; Actinopteri; Centrarchiformes; Centrarchidae
Gene: pitpnc1b
Product: phosphatidylinositol transfer protein cytoplasmic 1b
Exons: 10
Coding region: 546-1469 (307 amino acids)
Biological process (GO): phospholipid transport
Cellular component (GO): cytoplasm
Molecular function (GO): phosphatidylinositol transfer activity; phosphatidylinositol binding
Source: RefSeq, a predicted model, not a curated record